Nicrophorus vespilloides is the source of this 684-nucleotide messenger RNA. RefSeq lists its product as uncharacterized. Bases 1 to 684 code for a protein of 227 amino acids. NCBI's taxonomy places the organism in Eukaryota, Metazoa, Arthropoda, Insecta, Coleoptera, Silphidae. The transcript has a single exon. The record is from RefSeq and is a predicted model, not a curated record.
AUGGAUACCAGUUUUGAAAGUGCCGGAAUCACCUCGGAUUUAAGCAAAUACUUGUGCGUUAUAAGCUGCUUGGAUGAGAAAUAUAUAAGAGAAGUGCAAAACGUGUUAAGUAACCCACCAGCAUUUUGUAAAUACGAAAAUUUGAAAAAUGUUUUAAUUGAAUUAUCAUGUAAGAAGACACGGGAGUUGCUCAGUCGUGAAGAGAUGGGUGACCGCGCGCCAUCGAAAUUUUUAUGUCAUCUGAGAGAGUUGGCCGGAACUCAGCUGCCGGAAGAUUUCAUCAAGAGGGUCUGGAUGGAACGGUUACCUUCUAAUGUACGUGCCAUUAUAGCUGAACUAGAGAACGUCGAAUUGGACCAGCUGGCAAAAACAGCAGAUGCGAUUGUUGCACAAGGGACGCAACAUCAGAAAGCAAUGGAAGAAACGUUGCCCACAGCACAAAUGAUGUUAGAGAUAUCGAGAGUAUUGGAUAACCUUACAACGAGAAUUGAGGCGGUUGAAAUUUCGAGUAGAUCAGCUGUAAUUAGAGGACGACCUGUCGAUCAUAGCUUUAGUCCGAGAUCACGACCACGUUCACGUCCACGACAUGAUUUAUGCUGGUAUCACUAUAACUUCGGUCCAAACGCGCAUGAUUGUAGAUAUCCGUGCAACUACCUGAAGGGAAAGGACGACGGUAGUCUGUAG